Messenger RNA from Cantharellus anzutake, 1569 nucleotides. Its product is annotated as succinyl-CoA:3-ketoacid-coenzyme A transferase subunit B. NCBI's taxonomy places the organism in Eukaryota, Fungi, Basidiomycota, Agaricomycetes, Cantharellales, Hydnaceae. Gene Ontology annotation, molecular function: succinyl-CoA:3-oxo-acid CoA-transferase activity. The transcript has 9 exons. Bases 1 to 1569 code for a protein of 522 amino acids. Gene Ontology annotation, biological process: ketone body catabolic process. The record is from RefSeq and is a predicted model, not a curated record.
AUGCUCUCUCUACGGCGAAAUCAGGCUCGAUAUAUAGUUGUGGUCGUCCGCCGAUACACAACUGGUGGCCCACGACCGCAGGAGGUCCGGCCUGAGCGAACAAACAAUAAGAUAUGGAAGUCAGCGGAAGAUGGGAUCGCAGACAUGAGAUCCGGGUCGACAAUAUUUAGUGGAGGAUUCGGAUUGUGUGGGACGCCCGACACGCUCAUCCAAGCCGUGAGCAGGAGGCCUGAUCUCCAGAAUUUGACCGCCGUUUCGAAUAAUGCUGGAGUAGGUAAUCGUGGGCUUGGUUUGUUGCUGGAAUCGGGACAACUCUCAAAAGUGAUAUGCUCGUACAUUGGUGCGAACAAGGCUUUCGCCAACAUGUAUCUCACAGGCAAAAUUUCUGUUGAGCUAACACCACAAGGGACGAUCGCCGAGCGGAUAGCGGCAGCCGGACGAGGAAUACCCGCGUUUUUCACACCCACAGGUUAUGGAACAGCGAUUCAAACCGGUGAUCUUCCGAUUCGGUUCCAUCCUAAUGGCGAGGUAGCUAUCCAUGGGAAGAAAAAGGAAGUGCGAGAAUUUAAUGGCCGCCACUACGUCCUGGAGGAGGCUUUGCAUGCUGAUUAUGCGUUUGUCCGAGUUUGGAAGGCCGAUGCGUACGGAAACGCAAUUUUCAGAUAUACUCAACAGAACUUUGGGGGUGCGAUGGCUCGCGGUGCGAAGCUUACUAUCCUCGAGGCCGAAGAAAUUGUCCCCGUAGGUUCUCUCGACCCCAAACACAUCCAUAUUCCAGGCAUCUAUGUUGACCGCGUCGUUCCGGCCGCUGCCCCAAAACAAAUCGAGAUCCGCACCACCCGCCCCUCUGUUCCUUCUGCCAAGUCUCCGGUCUCCGUCGUGGAAGAGAAGAAGGAUGAAGCAGUGGCAAGACGAGAGCGUAUCGUUAAGCGGGCUGCCAGAGAGCUGAAGAACGGGUAUUACGUUAAUCUGGGAAUCGGAAUGCCGAUGCUCGCCCCCAGUUUCUUGCCAGAGGGAGUGCAUGUGCAUAUGCAAAGUGAGAAUGGUAUACUUGGCAUGGGUCCUUACCCCACCGAAGAAGAGGUAGAUGCGGACAUCGUUAAUGCGGGAAAAGAAACGGUGACACUCCUUCCGGGUGCCUCUACUUUUGGCUCGGAGGAAAGUUUCGGCAUGAUUCGAGGCGGUCACAUUGAUGUGGCAAUGCUUGGUGCUCUCGAAGUUUCGUCUUCCGGUGAUCUAGCCAACUAUAUGAUCCCAAAAAAGGUUGUUAAGGGUAUGGGCGGCGCUAUGGAUCUUGUAUCAAAUCCGGAUGGCACAAAAGUUAUUGUGCUGAUGGAUCACGUAAAUAAGAACGGAGAGCACAAAAUUUUGGAGAAAUGCAACCUUCCGCUGACGGGUUUGAGAUGUGUUAGCCAGAUUAUCACUGAUUUGUGCGUCUUCGAUAUCGAUCGGAAAGCUGGUAAGAUGACACUGUCCGAGCUCGCCCCUGGCGUGACCAUCGACGAGGUCAGGGCCAAGACAGGGGCACCGUUCGAGACUGGUGCAGAUCUGAAGACGAUGGAGGACUGA